Spodoptera frugiperda (fall armyworm) is the source of this 4149-nucleotide messenger RNA. RefSeq names its product CCAAT/enhancer-binding protein (gene C/EBP). Gene Ontology annotation, molecular function: DNA-binding transcription factor activity, RNA polymerase II-specific; RNA polymerase II cis-regulatory region sequence-specific DNA binding. The transcript has 2 exons. Gene Ontology annotation, biological process: DNA-templated transcription; regulation of transcription by RNA polymerase II. The record is from RefSeq and is a predicted model, not a curated record. The coding region runs from base 209 to 1042 and encodes 277 amino acids. Lineage: Eukaryota; Metazoa; Arthropoda; Insecta; Lepidoptera; Noctuidae.
GCGGCGCGGCGCCGCAGUUACCGCCCGACCGCCGUCGCGCCCGCACGCGCGCAUCGUACGCUCCGCACCGACACGUGAUCAGACGCGAACACAACACGCAAAGGAUUAACUUGACGGUGCAUGUGCUUCAGUGACGGCUUCUCAGUGCUUUGAAGUGGAGCCACGGGCUACCGGCGCCGCUGGGCCCGUGAUUGGCCCGGGCGGCGGUAUGGAAUCCCCGCAGAUGUACGACGCGGCCGCAGCGCCACCACCACCACCCCAACCAGACCUGAAGAAGGCAGUAGAGGAUAAGAGACAACCCUUCCCGCCACCGGACCUAGACGAGCUCAAUGGCCAGGAAAUCAGCCUUGACUUACAGCACCUCAUUGAGGACCAGUUCCGAAGUGAGGAGAGCAUGGCCUUAUUCCAGGAAAUACUUCCUGGUGGCAAAUCUCCUCAGCCAAGGUACAAUCGGACGACAUUGGCGUACAUGCCACAGCCAGUACACUCGGGGGCGUCUUAUGCACCCGUACAGACCAGCCAGGGGCACGAGCAGGCACCUCCCAUAAAGGAGGAACCGCCCGAGCCCCAUGACUAUCGCAGAUCAGUGACAUGCGCCCAGUACACUGGGCAAUAUAAUCCUCAGCCGACUGUCGGCGUCAGUGGACCGUAUGGAGGAGGAUUUACACCACUACCUCCUCUAGGAGCACCUUUGCUCCCUCCUCUACUGAAACACAAGCCCGCCCCUGCUAGACGCUCGUCUGGGAAGGUACUUGAUAAGGGAACGGAUGAGUACAGAAGGCGUCGCGAACGAAAUAAUAUUGCAGUGAGAAAGUCUCGUGAAAAAGCUAAAGUACGUUCUCGGGAAGUAGAGGAAAAAGUGAAGACGCUCCUCCGGGAGAAAGAAGUGUUACUAAAGAGGCUGGAGGCGGUGUCAGGAGAGCUGAGCCUGCACAAACAGAUGUACGUGCAUCUGAUCAACUUGAACCACCCGGAGAUCACGGAGCUGUGCCGCUCCAUGCUGCAGCUGGGCGCGCCGCAGGCGCCGGAUCAUUCACUCUGACCAUUAUAGAUGGAGUAAAAAUCGGCAUAACGCAAGCCCGUGUGAUACUGUGCAUUAACUAAACUUAACAAAAAAAAAAGAUAUAUGUGACGCCUCUACAUUGUAAGUUUAGUUAGCGGAAUUACUAUGUGAUUUUUACAGUUUACUUUUUUUUAUAAAUAUACACGGAUAGUUUAGAUUUUAAGCUGAAUAACGUAAGAUUAGAAGAAGACGUAACAGCGCAUAGAUGCAUACGAUUGAACUUAUUUUUGUUAAAGUUACAUUAUUAUGUAAUUAAUUAUUUAAUUGAAUUGGUACGUGAUUAAUUUCAUUGCAAUGUCACAGGUAAACAAACAUUAUAAUCACCAAUCCUGAUGCUUCCAUUUUUAUUUUAAAUGAAAAUUGUGUUCCAACUUUUGUGCAAUGUUGAAUUAUUCGAAUGCACAUCACUACAGCGAUUGAGGUAGGGUUGACACGGUGAAUAAUUACGUGAAUUAUUUAUAAACUAAUAUUAUUUAUUCAAAUAUUAUAAAUCUAUGUAAUUACGUGUUUUUGUAGUCUUACGUUUUAAUACCUGUCAUCAGAUGUAACCGGUGAGUCCUGUCGUAAAGAAGUGAUCUCAAACGUAGGCAGGGCCAGCUCACCACACGAUCACUGCCAUUGUUGUCUCGAAAAUGUACUCUAAAGUCAUAACAAUAAAGUCUAAGUUUACCUAAAGGCUGCAUCAUAGUUCUUCGUCAAUUCAUUGUCAUAAUAUACCAUCAUUUGUCAUAGAUUUUUGUUAAUAUGACACUCCAUUAAUUGAUGUCGUACCAAGAUUGUUGUUAAAGAUGUUAAAUGAAAAAAAUAAAAGAUUACUUAUUGUUAAAAUGAAAACUAUUAUAAUAAAAAUGAAUGAAUAUAAAUAAUUAUUGUUGUUGUUGCUUUUACAUUUUAGUGCAUUAACAUUUAAUUAUGGUCGUUUUUAUUUUAAAUGAAAAUUAUUCUUUUAUUUUUCUUCAUAAUUGUUGUCAUUAAUUAGAGAAUUUUUACUUUGUAAUGGAUUUAUGAGACAUCGACAAGUCACGCAGCAUUCAUAAUGAAAAAAAAAACUCAUUAAAUAUGACUGAUCAGAUUUUCACCACGAAGACGAUAAUUUACUGAACUUUUUCUUAUUUUUUCGUUAAAUAUUAUGUUAGUUUACUGUAAUAUAUAGAAUAGUAGCUAUAGUUUAUGUUAUGUUAAUGUAAAUUGGUUGUAUAUAAUUUUGAAUCAAUAAUCAAAUGUUUAGAGUUAAUAUGUAAUUGUUUUCGAUAACUCCUUGGACUUAAACCACAGAAGAGGUAAAUACUAUCGUAUGGUAGCUCGAUUAUGUUGAAAAAUUGUUGGUUUUUAUGUGUUUACCUGUUCUGCUGAGAAAUUUUAUUGAUCGUUGAGGAAAUACAACUCUUUUUAUUAUUAUUCUUUUUAAUAAAAAAUAUUUAAUGUGUACAUAAUUCUUAAUUUAGGCGUAUCGCUAAGCGUAUCUAGUGUUUAAUGUUUCUUUUGGGUAAAUAUUAUUUUGUUGAGUCUAAAAAAUUUUUUAUUCCUAUUAAAGUACCUUUUAACUUUCUUUUUUGUUAGAUAUUUUCUUGUCUACUUACUUUUAAGAUUAAGUGAUGUUUUAAAUGAUAAAAUCAUGAUCUAUUAUGGCGUCGCCAGAUGGCAAGUACAAGGAGCUAUUUAUGUUAAAAAUAUACUUACUGAUGUAAAUGUUAUGCGCUACUUAAUUUCGUUUUACGGUAGCUACAAGCACGGGUUCUAGGCUGCUUAAAACAGAUUUAUAUAAUUAUUUUAAUAAAAAAACAAAAUGCAAACAAUAACUUUGAGUGCCACCCCUAAUGGUGUAAUUAAAAGUAUAAAUAAAGUUGUCUAUGCUUACUUAGGGUUGGCAGUCAUUGUAAAACGGGUCUCGAAACAGAUAGUUACCAGAUUGAAUCCUACAAUGUAAUAAUGAUUAUAAGAGAAAUGACAUCUACACACUGUGGAAUAAAUAAUAAAACUAUAUUUUAUAAUUAUAUUACAAAAUAAAAUAUAUUCUUUAUACAUAUAAUAAUAUUUUUAUAAAAUACAUUGUAUAGUAACUAUUUAUAAAAAAACGUAUUUUCUCUCUCUCUAUGUCUUUUUAAUGCUAUUUAUAUACACAAACCUAUUUAAUAUUUAUAUAAAAAAUAAACAAAAGACUUGUAUAAAUAUUUCUAAAAACAUAUCUUGUGUGUAGACGUCAUAAUACUAUACUCCGUCCCGUUUUUACCUGCUUUUAUUUAAACAUAUACAUAUAAUAUAUAAAAUAAGCCUAAGCACAUGAAAUAUAUUUUCAAAUACUUUGUAUAAAUAUAAUAUAUAUAUAGAAAAUUAAAAUGUACUAAAGAAAAAUUGUUUUGGCUUCAAUUAAUACUAAAUAGGAGAGUAAGUUCCGAAAUAUUGUUAUUUCUUACAUUUAUGUGAGACAAAGGCCUUAUGUACAAAUACUCAAACGCUACUCAAUUUUAGGACGCUCUCAAGACUAGUUCUGUCUCUACCAAUUCUAUAUAAAAUGACAGAGAUAGCACGAUAUUUAAGUGCAGCUUAAAAUUGAGUGGCAUUUCAGUAUUCCGGCGUUAGAUACAUAAUUAUGUCUUGUUUUCUUAUGCUUUGUUAAAAAAAAAUGUUGUUUUAUUUUUAAAGUUUUUUUUUCUACGUCGUCCAGAUGGUGCUAUAAGAUCAAAUCUUUCUAUACUUCUGAGCCAAAGACUAUUAUUUUUUUUCCUUAAUGUUUUGUUAUUGCGCGCGAAAAUUCAGACGCAUAUUGGUAAAUACAAAAAAAAUAUGAAAAAAUAAUCAAUGCAAAAUAAUGACUUGCACAAAAAGAAGUACAGAGUAUAUUGUAAAAAUGUUUUUUUUUAUGUUCACCAAUAUGCGUCUAUUUUCCUUUUCGGAAUGAGUUAUGUAUAAUUUAUACAAUAUAUAUUUUCUUUGACCUAUUUUGUAUAUUUCAAAGUCCUAUUUGGUAGGAAGGAAUGAGGCCUUGCUAAUUUUCUCUGACAAUAAUGUUAGUGGUAGCAGAACCACGUAACUUCGAUGUUAUAGGUGCAAUUAAAUUUAAUAUAUACCUAUUUAAUAGAAAAAUA